AUGUAUAAUUUUGAAAGUUUUCGCCUUUCACGCAUAUUUUGGUGGAGUAGGAUAUUAAAAAUAUCAGUACUAUUACUAUUAAUAGUAAAUACAUGCACGGGACAGCAAGUAAAAUGUGACCAAACUCCGCCACAAGCAACGGUGCGGACGCCGAGCGAAAAUAAGGGCAUUUACAGAAUGAGCAUCAGCACUAAGGGCAAUGACACCAAUAUCUACCGUCCGGAUCAGACUUAUGUUUUAAAGCUUACAACAAAUAAUUCGACGCGACCAUUCCGUUGGUUCAUGAUAACCGUGGAAGACCCAGAAGUCGACAACACAACAUAUGAGUUUGACCACAAGUCCGUAGACGUAGGAAGCCUAAAAACUAUAGACACGCACAAGCAGUCUAGAUACAGUGAGCGGUGUUAUUACUCUGUGGAAAAUACUGAUAAUUCCGAUAAAUAUAAAGUUGAGGUCCAUUGGGUAUCUCCGAAACAAAAUGAGCACAACCAGAAGGUCCGCCUGCGCGCGAUGGUGGCUGAAAACGAAGAGGUCUGGCACACCGGAGAGAAUCUCACUAUUUUGCUGGAAAAAGAUGAUCGGAGACCUUUAGACAGCCCUCCGUAUUCACCUGUAGAUACUUGUAACCUUUGCAGUGAAGCUAGAUAUGAGGUAAUUUUCAAAGGUCGUUGGUCAAGAAUGACACAUCCUCGCUACUAUCCCAGUAGACCUGAUGACAACGGCUUCAGCCACAUGGUUGGAGCUUCACAUUCGUACUCCUACAUUUUAUGGCAGCCUGGUGAUAAAGCCAGCCCUGGGUUGAAGAAACUUGCUGAAGAGGCUGAUAUCAGCGUCGUUGAGAGGGAAAUUAUUAAUGCUAUGUCCCCCCAAAAUGGUACCCGAACUCUAAUCCGGGGUAAACGCCGCUACCACCCUUACAUGUGGGAGCCAUCCCACUCUCUUUUCCGUGUGGACAAGGUGCACCAUUUAUUCUCAGUGUUGGUGGCGAUGAAGCCAUCCCCAGACUGGUUCCUGGGGGCCACCAGGUUCGAGCUGUGUACCGAUGUAGGGUGGUUGGAGACGUCCGAAAUACCACUGUAUCCGUGGGACGCGGGGACGGUUGAUGGGAUCUCUUAUGAGUCGCCCCCCUCAGUUACCCUUCCCGUGGAUGCAGUGGACCGUGUAGCAGUAGGCUCUUUCAACAAAGAGUCGCCAUUUUACCAAAUGAAUCUUAACGAACUAAAACCUUUCGCGUUCUUGCAAGUGAGGCGCCUUGAUGUGUAUCCGCUGGUCGAUGAAGACUGUAAUGAAGAACAAGAAUCGGAAGCUGAAGAAGAAAAAAAAGCGGUUGAAGAGAAAGACGAUGAAGAGGAAGACGAAGAACCAAAAACAUUAGAAUCAAGACAAGGGCCCCAAGACUGUAUUUUGGGGCCAUGGGGCGAAUGGGCCGAAUGCGUCCCCGAUUCAGGUGCGUGUGGCCUUGGGACGCAAAUACGGUCGAGGGAAAAACUCAAGUUGUAUUAUGAAAGUUAUCAAGUGGAUGACAACAACCAACAUUUUGGUUCAUGUCAGCAAAAUUUGGAGGGCUCUGUGCAAUCUCGACAGUGUUUUGUUAAUUGUUAAAUUUUCAGGAAAAUUAAAAAACAAUCUACUCAUAUUUUGUAGCAUUUUUUCUGGUAUUCUUUAAGUAUAACUUAAGCAUAAAUUUUGAAUACAAUUGCGUGCCUAUAUGCAAUAUAAAUAAAUAAAUAUACUUGUACUUA
Messenger RNA from Colias croceus (clouded yellow), 1742 nucleotides. Its product is annotated as spondin-2-like. The coding region runs from base 1 to 1602 and encodes 533 amino acids. The record is from RefSeq and is a predicted model, not a curated record. The transcript has 11 exons. NCBI's taxonomy places the organism in Eukaryota, Metazoa, Arthropoda, Insecta, Lepidoptera, Pieridae.